Notolabrus celidotus (New Zealand spotty) is the source of this 6089-nucleotide messenger RNA. RefSeq names its product RB1-inducible coiled-coil 1 (gene rb1cc1). The record is from RefSeq and is a predicted model, not a curated record. Gene Ontology annotation, molecular function: protein kinase binding; molecular adaptor activity. Gene Ontology annotation, cellular component: phagophore assembly site membrane; Atg1/ULK1 kinase complex; extrinsic component of membrane. Gene Ontology annotation, biological process: glycophagy; positive regulation of protein phosphorylation; autophagy of peroxisome. Bases 415 to 5262 code for a protein of 1615 amino acids. The transcript has 23 exons. NCBI's taxonomy places the organism in Eukaryota, Metazoa, Chordata, Actinopteri, Labriformes, Labridae.
ACGGACUGCCCUCCAGCAGAUGACAACAACACAACAGAAAGAGCUACUGAGAGGGAGUUAGCGCUGUUAGCUACAUGAAAUAAACUACUGGUGCUUCAGUCCGUACCUUACAACGUCCCGGCUGGAGUUUGCCAAAUAAGAUAUUUAUUUCUGACCAUUAUGGUUUGUUUGUACAACUAAUUAUGGUUGUCACUUAUUCUGCUGUGGUUUAGCCUAGCUCACGUUAGCUAACGGGCUUGCUAAGCUAGCUCUAUGUCUGCCAAGCUAAAACAGGUUAGCUAGCUAGCUUAGUGGCUAGCUUCUUAGCUAGACGAGGUGGAGACCAAGAACAGGGAGAUGCGAGCAAAGUGAGGGUGGCCCUGAAUGACUAAAUGAGCAAGAUAGGCAAGAGUGAAGAACUCUGGAAGAUUCAACAUGAAGUUGUAUGUGUUCCAGGUCAACAAUGGCAGCACAUUGACAUUUGAGACAGAUCUUGCUGUCCAAACUGUGCUGGAGCUCAAACAUGCCAUCCAAGCCAAAUACAAGAUUGCAAUUCAACAUCAAGUCCUUGUUGUCAAUGGAGGGGAAUGUAUGGCUGCAGAGAGACGUGUCUGCAACUACAGUGCUGGCACUGAAACCAACCCCAUAUUUCUGUUCAACAAAGAGAUGAUCUUGUGUGACCGGGAUCCGACGAUCCCCAAAACCACCUUUUCAAUAGAGAGUGAGAUUCAGGUGAAGGUGGAGGAGUCUCUGCUGAUGCCAGCUGUCUUUCACACUGUUGCCUCGCGGACACAACUUGCUCGGGAAAUGUCUGAAGUUGCCAAUAAACUUAGUUCUUUCUGUGAACGGUUGGUUCAUGAUGAGCACCUUCAACAUCAAGGCUGGGCUGCUAUUAUGGCUAAUCUGGACGACUGCACUCUGUCAUAUCAGAAGUUACUUAUGAAAUUUGAAACUUCAUACACAACUUAUCAACGUGAUUUGGAAGAAAUAAAGGUGAAACUCACAAAGUUAGGGACAGCAGUUUCUGUCAUGGCAAAGAUACCCCUGUUGGAGUGUUUGACAAGGCACAGUUACAGAGAGAGCAUGGAAAAGUCCAACUCAACUCCAGGAAAGGAUUCAGACGGGACAGAAGGAGAAAAAUCCACUGACUCUGUGCGCUGCGCAGCUGCUGGAAAGAAGGCCUCAAAGUUAGCAGCCUUUCUCUCUGCUUCUGGGACACCUACAUGUGAGCAAACCGGAGACCAGGAAACAAAUGAAAUGACUGACAGUGGUGGUCUGAGAGCUGCGCUCUUAGAUGAUGACACUCCAGAGUUUGCCAACCCGUCCUCUUUCAACGUCACACUAUUAGACUGGAUCAAUGUACAAGACAGACCCAAUGAUGUGGAGUCUGUUGUGAGGAAGUGCUUUGACUCCAUUAAUAGACUUGACCCGCGGAUCAUUCAGCCCUUCCUGUCAGAUUGUCGUGAUACAAUAUCCAAGCUAGAUAAUCAAAACAUGAAAGCCAUCAAGGGGCUUGAGGACAGGUUGUAUGCUCUUGACCAAAUGAUUGCAAGCUGCAAGAAGUUGGUGAAUGAACAGAAAGAACUUGCUCAGGGAUUUGUGGCCAACCAGAAGCGGGCUGAAAACCUGAAGGAUACAUCUGUUCUGCCUGACUUAUGUCUGAGUCACACAAACCAGCUGAUGAUCAUGCUGAACAACCACAGGAAGCUGCUGGACAUCAAAAAGAAGUGCACCACUGCCAAACAAGAACUUGCAAACAACCUUCAAGUCCGACUCAAAUGGUGCUGCUACGUAAUGCUCCAUGCAGACCAGGAUGGAGAGAAGCUUCAGGCCCUGCUCAGACUCCUGACGGAGCUGAUUGAAAGAGUGAGGGUGGUGGAGGCCCUCAGCAGCGUGCCCCAGAUGUACUGCUUGGCAGUGGUGGAGGUUGUAAGGAGAAAAAUGUUUAUGCGACACUACAGAGAGUGGGCCUAUGCACUUGUAAAGGAUGGAAAACUACUGUAUGAGGCAGAGAAGUACAAACGGGAGUCCUUUGGAAAACUCUUUCGAAAGUCUUUCCUCAGAAAUCGUUUGUUUAGAGGACUUGAUUCAUGGCCUCCAACAUCAUUUUGUACACGAAAGCCCCGGAGAUUUGACGAUGAACUUCCAGACAUCACAGUUGAGGACCUGCAGUACUUGAAAUCAUGUUGUCCUUUAGAGGUGCAGCCUUUCCUUAUGGUACCCACAAUGUGUGACUUUGAGCCCUUAAAUCGUCACGUAGAGACGCUUCAGCAGCUGGUCCAAGCAGCACAGAGUGUGGAUGAGAUGUCUCAAACUAUUACUGACCUGCUCAGUGAACAAAGAGCAUCCUACAGUCAGAGUGCUCAUAGAUCUAGCCUGUUCACCCCACUGUCUAAAAGCAUCCUUAGGACCUCGGCACAGAUGUCCUCCAAAACCCCUUCCUCACUCAACCUCCAAGGACCCAGCUGCCAGCCCCAACACGUUCCUGUUCCUGCUCCUCUGGAGGACUUGUCCCCAGACAGCAUAGAUGCACAAACAUUUGACUUUGAAACUAUUGGCCAUCCAAACAUGGAUCCAGUCCUGCAGCAGGGCUCCCUGGACUUAGAUUCUCUAGCAGAGAGCCCUGAGUCUGACUUCAUGUCGGCUGUUAAUGAGUUUGUGAUCGAAGAGAACCUGAUCUCUCCAAACCCUAUCAGUGACCCCAUCAGUCCCGAGAUGAUGGUGGAGUCGCUGUACUCCUCAGUCAUCAACGCUAUUGACAACAGGCGUAUGCAGGAUACCACAAUACUAGAGAGGGAGAACUCAAGGAUUGCUGUCCUCAAAAAAGUCACUGACAAGUACCGAUCAGCUGCAGAGGAGUCCCAUUCAAACUUACGGAGUGUUAAGGAUGACCUCUGUCACUUACGAGGCCUGGUAUUAAAAGAACAUCAUGACUUUGGCUUUGUUUUGAGGAGUAUGACCACAGAAGUGCAAAACAUUGUGGAAAAUAUUGCCCAGACCCAUGAAAUGGAAUUCAAAGAAAAGCAUCAAAAUGAGCUUCUUGCUCUUCGACAAGAGCAGGAGAAGCAAGUUCAGACACUAACGGAGGAAAAUCAAGUAAACCAGAACAUUGUCAGAGACGUCCAGCGUGCAAUGCUUGAGCUCGAGGGCCUGAUGGAACGCAAAGAGAAAGAACUUACUCAGCUGGAGAAUGAGAAGGAGCGAUGGGCUGAGACAGAGAGCAGCCAGACAGAGAGGAUCAAAUGCCUGGAACAGAUGAGCAGUGAUCAGUCUGAAGAGAUCAAGACGCUCUCAGCUUCAAAAGACUCUCUCACCGGUCAGCUGGAAAGUCUGCACUUUGAGAUCGAACGCAGCCAGCAGAAGAUCCAGCAGGAGUUGGAGGCUGUUGAACAGUUGCACUUGAAGGAGCUCGAGGACAAAAUGAAGCAGGAGCACCAGGCAGAACUGGAGACAUUUACCAAGAACAACCAGGAAGCCCUGGAACAUCUGGCUGCUGAAAAUAGUGCAAAGCUAAGUGAAGCAGCUGAUCACCACACCACUGCACUUGGAGAGAGGGACAACCAAAUUAAGGACAUGGAGGCUCGUGUCACUGAGCUCGCAGAACUCCGCUGCAAGCUCGAGGUGGAGCUAGCCCUCAAAGAGUCCGAGACAGAGGAGGUGAAGCUCUUGCUCGAGGAGGCCAAGACCCAGCAGGCUGAUGUGCUGAAGACCCAGGUAGAAGCAGAGACCAAAGCUCUCAGUGAGGAGCUGGCGGAUCUUAAAAAGCAACUCCAGGUAAAAAACGAGGAGUAUGAAGUGGACCUUGCAGAGCUGAGGACUCUCAUGAGGAUUGAGAAGGACCACUGCAUCUCAGAGUUGGUGGAGAGACAUGAGGAGGAGAUCAUUUUGUUGCGCACCGAGCUCUCAUCCCUGCAGCAGCAUGCCCAAGAUGUUCAGAAGAGCCAUAGUGAACAGCAACAAAGUCUUCAGCAGGAGUUCGACCAGCAACUGGUCGCUCUGAGUGAAGAAAAAGAAGAGCAGCAGAGGAGUUUCCAGCAACUGGAGCAAGAGUUGAGGACUGUUAUCAGCAAUUUGCAGGCUGAAAAUGACCUGUUCGCCCACAAACUAGAGCAGGACAGAGGCAGAGAAGCAGCUGCGAAAGAUUCUGAGGAGGCCUCUAAGAUUGCGUCACAAGAUGCCUUUAAAGAGUUAGAGCAGCAGAAAGAGGAGGUGAAGAGACUCUUAGACAAAAUUAAACAACUUGAGAGUGAGCUUCAGGAAAAACAAUCCUUCAAAAGUGAUGAAGGCUUGCCGCUGCAUGCUGAGGGCCAUGCAGAUGUUGGGGCACCUCUGUCUCUAGACUCGGCACUACAAGAGCGGCUGCAGUCCCAGAUUGAGCUCCUGGAGAAGAGGAAGAACGAGGAGAUACAGAACCUCAAGACAUCACUAAUCGCUGAGCAGCAGACUAAUUUCAACACUGUUCUAACUCGAGAGAAGCUGAAGAAGGAGCAGAUCAUCAGUGAGCUCUCAGAAAAGUUGCAGAAAGUGACCCAACAGCAGGAGAAAGACAAAGGCCUGAUCGAGACACUCUCAGAGGACAGAGCCAGUGUCAUGCAGGAGAAGAAACACUUGGAAGAGGAGCUGAACCGCCUGAGAAGCACUGCUCUGAUCUCCUCCACCUUCUUCUCACCCAACCCUUCAGUCCAGGAGGCCUCAGAGGCUGGAGCUUCAGCAGCUAGAGCGCUCUCUGUUGCUGGUGCUUGUUCCUCUGAUCCCAUGGCUGACGCUGACAGACUGGCCUCCGUGGCAGCCAUUCGAGAUGACGAACAGGUUGAUUCAGCUGUGGAGGCCAGCAUGGUGACAGUCCAUGACAACAUCCUGAUGUCAGAGGAGAAACAGCGUAUACUCUUACUAGAGAGGACUUUACACAUGAAGGAAGAGGAAAACAAGCGCCUCAGUCAAAGACUGAUGUCUCAAAGCAUGUCGUCUGUGUCUUCACGGCAUUCAGACAAAAUCGCCAUCAGAGAUUUCCAGGUAGGCGAUUUGGUUCUAAUCAUCCUGGAUGAAAGGCAUGACAACUACGUGCUGUUCACAGUUGGUCCCACCCUCUACUUCCUCCACUCAGAGUCUCUCACUGCACUGGACCUCAAACCAGCAUCAGGGACCUCGAGACGGCCGUGGGUACUUGGAAAGGUGAUGGAGAAGGAAUAUUGCCAGGCAAAAAAGGCCCAGAACAGGUUCAAGGUUCCUUUAGGAACCAAGUUCUACAGAGUGAAAGCUGUUCCAUGGAACAGAAAAGUAUAAUAGCCAAGUAAUGAGCUAAAUGUAUAUUUAUAUUGCUUAAUUUUUGAACAGAAACUUCACAUCAUAAUUCAUAACUUCAAAAUUGAAAGAUCUUAAAAAUGGAAGAAUUAUGAUCGUCAUCAUGCUCUUUUCAGUUUCGAUUCAAAACCCCACCUGCUACCACAUUUUCUGUUUAUUUUUAAAACCCAGAUUUGUUAUCGUGGACCAAAUGCUAUUAACUUUAUUAGGGCAUUGCCCUAACACUGUGGCAUUAUGCCAUAUGACCUGUGUGUAAAAUUGAUCAAAAUUUGGAUGUUAAAUAUUAGUUCUCAUUAUCAGCAUUUGUCCUUUUGUGGAAAAUACUGUGUCAUUAUCAACAUUAAUAAAUAAAAUAUACAUUUAUUAUAAAUGUUUAUGGAGGAAUGUUCAUGGCAUGCAUAUUGAUAUAUUUUCUUUGAUUUACUUAUCCAGAUAAAUGUUGUAGUUGGAAAUGUAGUUAAUGCUGUUUGUUACUCACAAAGCAGUGUGGCCCUCUGUCAAUACUGAAAUGUACAUUAUGGCUGACUGAUGACAAAACAGUCGUCUUUGCAAUCCUUGAAAUGCACUUUCAAAAACAAUGCUUUUGUUGAUUUGAAAAGGGAAGUCAAUUGAGCUGUCAGAACUAAGUAAAUAUAUCAGCACAAACUUCUCGCUAUCAUAGAAUAUUGACAUGUAGAAAGGAAUAUUUGUGACUGUGUUUCAUUAUCAGAGGACAUUGUACAUUACCCAUCAAAUCACACAUGUAACAAUAAAUGACUGUAUUGUAAAAGAUAGAGUUUUGAAACAAUAAAGGAUUGAUCCCAAACAUA